AUGAGUCGAUAUAACGAUGAGAUUUUAACCUCAGAUCCAAAUAAAAGACUUUAGGUGCCUCCAGGUGUCAAGGAAGUCCAAGUCUUUACCUAGACUUUGCAUAAGCUGAGUAAAGUUAAUGUGCCUAAGCUAGCUAUUGAAAGAAUGGAGAACUAUGAAAUUGACAAAAAGGAUAAGGAAUAUAAUAAGCUGAUUAAUGAUAACAAAUACAUCAAGCUUAAAAUUCCAGGUAGAACUAAUUAACCAAAGAACGGAUCGCCUCGAAAAUCUAAACUAGAGAGGAGUAUAUUACCACACAAUGUAAUGUAGGAAUUACAAAAUGACAAAAGCUAAACAGCAAAUAACGAUUAGCAGAUGACUAUAAUGGAAGAAACUGAAUUGAGAAGAAAAUAAAUAUUAGAGGCUGAAGAAAGACUGAGGAAUAGAAAUAAAAAAUCUCAAAGGGAAUUGAUUGUCAAGAAUCCUUUGGGCUACAAGGAAGAUGAUUAUGAUACUAAAGUGUAUAAGAAUCAGAUAAACAAGAAUGAUAGAACUAAUGAUAUAUCUAUGGUAGACGAAGGAAAAUAAAUGGUCUUUGCACUUCCAUCUAUAAGCACUAAAGGGGCUAAAGUACUGCAUGGACUUGUUAAUCAAAACAUAAUUAAGGAUGAUAGACUCUAUAGGACUCAAUGUAGAUCAGACAGAAAUAAUCUAAAUUCAUCAAGAAAUUUAACUCUGACAAGAUGUGCAUUUUACCCGCCCACUGAGUUUUCAAUAAUAAAGGACAGUUUUAUUAAGAAACUUAACGUAAAGGAUGGUAAAAGUGGAGAAGAAAGAAAGGGUAAUAUAACCAAUCAGUCUAAGAAUAUGGACUUUAUGAAUCACUCCACAAGCAGCCUAGGCUAUUCACCAGACAGAAAGGAAAAUGACAGUACUGUUUCAAAUAGAUCCCUUACUUAAAGACUUCCUAGGAAUAAUAGUAUUAGGAGAAGUAGAACAAUAGGCUCAUUCUAAUUGACUAAUUUGUAGAAAAUGCAUUAGACAAUUUAGCAUUUCUACAAUCCUAAUGAUGCUGAUGAAAGUGGAAAAAUACUAAUAAAUUUAGUUGAUAACCCUCGAAAGACCAUAAAUUUGAGCCCAUUUCGAUCUCCUUCGAAAGCAGCGCAAGAAACAUUCUCCCUCGAACUGAAUAAGCUAAAUUAAGGGAUAUCAGCAUUCAAUCUAUAUACACCUAACUCUACAUCGAAAUAACAACAGAUGUCUCCCACAUAGCACAAAAAACUACUAAUGCAAAGAUAGAUCGAAAAGCAAUUUGAGAUGGAGCUAAAGAAAUUUGAGGAGCCAUUGUAGCCGAAUAAAUUUGCUAAAGCAGUAGAUUUCUUUUAGCAAGCUUAUGAUCCAAAUCAUGAUGAUCCAUUUAAGAGAAAAGUAGCCUCGAAAAUCCUGUAGCAUAUUAAUAUGGGAGAGUUGAAUGAAAAAGUUAGGAUGCUAGGUGGAGGUUCUCAAUCAGGAGCAAGAAGAUUGCAGCAAUAUGAAAUCUUUACCAAAAAACUCACAGAUAACGUAAUCGAUAGGAUUAAGAAAGCUAAGCUUAUGGCUCUUGACAAGAAAAAUGAGAUUCUAUCAAUGCAAAAUUAAAAUCAACCAAAGAAGAGAUUUAAUUCUUAGGAUGCUAGAGCGUAAUCCUAGUAAAACCCACAAAGUGAGAAUAAGAUAACAUUGCCUCUCCACAUCAACCAGAAUAAAAAUGGACUUAGUAAAUAAUAAUGA
Messenger RNA from Stylonychia lemnae, 1749 nucleotides. Lineage: Eukaryota; Ciliophora; Spirotrichea; Sporadotrichida; Oxytrichidae. The record is from the annotation of a GenBank genome assembly.